Messenger RNA from Trichomonas vaginalis G3, 3327 nucleotides. RefSeq names its product protein kinase protein. The record is from RefSeq and is a predicted model, not a curated record. The coding region runs from base 1 to 3327 and encodes 1108 amino acids. Lineage: Eukaryota; Parabasalia; Trichomonadida; Trichomonadidae. Gene Ontology annotation, molecular function: protein kinase activity; ATP binding. Gene Ontology annotation, biological process: protein phosphorylation. The transcript has a single exon.
AUGACAAUAAAUACACCAUUAAUUCAAUGGGUACCACAGAUUAAAGUCGAUAUUCAUCAAAUUCUUGUCAUGUACAGGAAAGUUGUUGUUCACAGAUGCAAAAUCGCAUGCAUUUGCGCAGAAUUACAAAAAUUUCGAUCAAAUGUGAUGAAUAGAGUACGUCCAGGACAGAUCGCAUCGCCAAAGGAGCAUGGAGAGAUACAGAAACUCAUCUCACAUAUCAAAGGAAUGUAUGGAUUAGUUCAAUCUUUAUGUGAAGAUCAAUAUAUCAAUACAGUACUUCAUAAAUCGCCGAGGGAGAUUCUGCAGCAUCUAAGGGAGUUUAGAAUGAACUUUAAUGCACUUACUGUCUCAUUAAAACUUGCAAAUAAAGAUCCAUUACCUCUAAACCAAGCGCAGGAGGCAAUAGAUGAUCUGGCUGAUCUCCAAGACAUAGUUGAACGUCUUAAAUUCAUGAAAAAUGAAAAUCUUUUGCAAGAAUCGAAUUCUGUUUUGUAUGCAAAGCGUCUUGAAGAGUUGGAAGGCAUUGUGCGCGAAUACCAGAAUGAUGAAGAAGAAUCAAAUCAAUCUCUUAGGGAGAAAACGCGUAUUUUGACCCAGGAAGAGAUAAAUGAUAAGGUUAAAUUCCUUGAACCAUGGAUUUACAAACAAUUCGACUUCGAUCUGAAGAAAGUGAUUGGACAUGGAGCAUUUGCUGAUGUCUAUUGGUCUUAUCAAGUGAGUGAUAACAUGAAUAACAGAAUUGUCGCUGUUAAAAAGAUGAAAGCUGCGCAUUUCACUCAAUAUUCCCUUGAAAUGUUCAUGAGAGAGAUCACAAUCUUCAGUAAAAUGAACCAUCCAGCGAUUUUACCUUUUGUUGGCGUUACAAUUACACCUCCUUUCUAUAUCGUCACUGAAUUCAUGGAAGGUGGAUGCUUAUACAACCGUCUUCAUGACAACCAGCCGCUCAGAGACCCAACAAAGCUCACAAUCAUCGCAAUUGGUGUUGCCCAUGCAAUGAAAUACCUCCAUUCACAGGGAAUCGUACACAGAGACCUCAAAUCCCUCAACGUUCUCCUUGAUGCAAACGAUUUUCCGAAAGUUUGCGAUUUUGGAAUGUCAAGAACUCUUCCGGAGAACGGCGAAUUGAUGUCAGGCAGCGUAGGAACAGUCCAGUGGAUGGCUCCUGAGGUUCUCAAGUCCGAGCGCUACACAGAAAAAGCUGAUGUUUACUCAUACGGUGUUCUUCUAUGGGAAUUGCUAACAGGAGACUCUCCAUUCAAGAAGAUGAGAGAUGUACAGGUAACGAUAGCUGUUUUGUCCUCAAAUGCAAGACCAAUGAUGCCUCCAAAUCCAUCAAGGAUCUCCAAACUCAUCAAAAUCUGCUGGGACACAGACCCUGAUAAGCGUCCUGACUUCGAAACAAUUGCAAAAAUACUUGAGUCCGGUGAAUUAGACUUCCCUGGUGCAAGAAGAGAGGAUAUCGAAGCUUACAUCAAUCUCCUGAACGAACAGGACACAAGUAGUGUCAAAAUCGAUAUCAACACACCUUCACAAGAAACAGCACAGGAUAUUGUCGAUAAAUUUUCCGACCCUGAAAAAUGUUUGGACUCAAUUUUGAAAGCAGAGUCACUUUUUGAUGAAGAAAACUGGACACAGCUAUUUUUGAAUGCAAAUAUAGCAGAGAAGAUCCAUGAAUCAUUAACCAAAUGUGAAGAUGCAAGAGUUGCAAAUGUUUUAUUCCAAUUAAUUGCGAAAUGUUUCAGAAACAAUGAAUUUCUCCAUAAAUUCAUUGAUUUGCAGCCAGUCGAAGCAUUGAUUGAAGUUGUAAGACAUUUGUCUUCAACGUCAAUGUCAUACUGCGUAGAAGUAUUGACUCCUCUUCUUAAAUUAAACCUCUUGAAACUCAAUGGUGAAGUGAUAACAAAAAUUUCCGCUUUUUUGGUCACUUCACAAAUCAAUCAAAGAAAGUUAACAGCAGACUUUCUCAAGGAAAUGAUUGACAGGAAGUGCUAUGAAGAAGAAGCUUCUCUUGCUAAUCCAGUCCAUAAUUGCUUGGUUAACGCGAUGCCUGAAACAGAAGGAAAUUUGCUUUUCUCCAUUAUCUCUCUUUUGGAAAAAUUAUCAACAUUCAAGAGUGCGGCAGAAGCCAUCAGAUCAUCAGUCGAUGGCUUCAAGAGAUUGCUUGAAUUAUGCAAAGUUUCCAAUGAAGAAAUCGCUUAUCUAAGUUUAGUUGUCGUAAGAAGAUUGUCUGAAGAAUUGUCUUCUCCAAAUUCUGAUGACAAAAUCAAACUGUUUUGUGGAGUGUUCCCUUCAAUUGUUUUGAGAUCAAGCAGAUUUACCAAUCUUUCAUUGACAACACUAGCUUUGUCAGGAAGAUCUGUAAAUGGUCCGAAGAUAAUAGCAAAUUGCAGAGAAUGUUUGAGUUCUCUUCAAAAAUGCCUUGAAAUCAAUGAUGAAAUAACAACAUUGAUUAGUUUGAAAUUACUAUCAACAAUGUUCUAUUUCAGAUCUGUUUUCGGAAUGAUAGAAUUCUUGGCAAAAUACAUAAAACCAAAAUAUUCUCAUCCGUCAAAAAAUGUCAGAAAAUUGACAGCUGUUUGUCUUUCAAUUUUCAUGAAAAACGCAACAGAAGAUUGGACGGAAUUAAUAGGAGAAGGACUUGUAGAGUUCAUUAAAGGUCUUUUCAAAGAAGAAGAUCUAUUAAUUGAUGCAUUAAAACUUUGUGGAGUUUUUUCAACAAAAUUUGACGGUUCACGGCUUCUCUCAAAAAGUGGAAUUGUUCAAGACAUUGUUAAUGUUUUAAACAAAGAUGAUGAGAGAUUACAAGAGCUCAGUUGCAUUGUUUUAGCAUCAUAUAGCUCUCAAUUUCCAUUUUCAACUCCAGCUUUAGAUGCAAUUGAAACAAUUUUAACAUUUGUUGAAAAAGAUUUUGCAGCUCCAAGUUCUUUGAUUUUCAUUGCAAAUGUUGCAAUAAACAAACAGGCCUCAAUAAAGAUUGCAAAGCGAGUCGGAAUUCUUUUGAAAAUGAUUGAAGAAAAGAGAGACAACGAAACAAUUAUUCGUGUUUUAGUUGCUUUGCAAAGAAUUUCCGCAAACACUGAAGCAGCAGAAAUAAUCAUAAAAGAGAACGAAAAAUUGUUUGUUUUGAUGUCUGAUUUAUUUGGAACAUCAUUUGAGGGAUACUCUUAUACAAUCAUUAACUCUUUGUCUCUUAUUUCUUGCGCGAAAGAAAUUGUUUCUAAGACUCAAAUUCCAAGUUUAGUCUACGAAAAAAUCCGUCAAAUGGAAUUGACUGAUCCUUUGAGACCUCAAAUACUUAACUUAGUCUCAAGACUCGUGUUUUAA